AUGGUCCAUCACACACGUCCCACCCGUGCAGAGAGCAGCGAUGUGGCCAAUGCGGUGCUGGACGGAGCCGACUGCGUCAUGCUGUCUGCAGAAACGGCCAAAGGACACUUCCCUGUAGAAGCUGUUGCCAUGAUGCACUCAAUCUGUCGCGAGGCCGAGGUGGCCAUUUUUCAUCAGCAGCUGUUUGAAGAGCUGUGCCGUUUGACCCCGCUGAGCUCCGACCCCACAGAGGUCACGGCCAUCGGAGCCAUCGAGUCGUCCUUCAAAUGCUGCGCUGGAGCCAUCAUCAUCAUGUUUUGCUGGGAUCUCCUCAUGCUGCUGCUGAUGGUGGGAAACCUCAUCAUCCUCCCGGUGGGAAUCACCUUCUUCAAGGACGAGAACACUCCUCCGUGGAUCAUCUUUAAUGUGGUGUCGGACACGCUCUUCCUGGUGGAUCUGGUGCUGAACUUCCGCACCGGGAUCGUGAAAGAGGACAGUACGGAGAUCCUGCUGGACCCCAAGGCCAUCCGCCAGCGCUACCUGAAGAGCUGGUUCCUCGUGGACUUCGUGUCCUCGAUCCCGGUGGAUUACAUCUUCCUGAUGGUGGACCUGGAAGCUCACCUGGACUCAGAGAUCUUCCACAUGACCUAUGACCUGGCCAGCGCGAUGGUGCGGAUCGUCAAUCUGAUUGGCAUGAUGCUGCUGCUGUGUCACUGGGACGGAUGUCUGCAGUUCCUGGUGCCGAUGCUGCCAUUGGCCAGUCAGCCAGAUGGCCCCGCCCCCAAACACAAACGUCAGACAGAUCAGUGUGAAAGAGUCACGGGUUUGUUUGAAGCUCAGAAUGACACGUGGGGCAUCCAAUACACAUAUGCACUGUUUAAGGCCAUGAGUCACAUGCUGUGCAUCGGUUACGGUGCUCAGGCUCCAGAGGGAAUGACGGACGUCUGGCUCACGAUGCUCAGCAUGAUCGUGGGCGCGACCUGCUACGCCAUGUUCAUCGGUCACGCCACGGCCCUCAUCCAGUCCCUGGACUCCUCACGCCGACAGUACCAGGAGAAGUAUAAGCAGGUGGAGCAGUACAUGUCGUUCCAUAAGCUUCCAGCAGAUGUCAGGCAGAAGAUCCACGAGUAUUAUGAACAUCGAUACCAGGGCAAGAUGUUUGACGAGGACAACAUUCUGGGAGAGCUGAGCGAGCCCUUAAAGGAGGAAAUUGUUAGCUUCAACUGCCGAUGCUUGGUGGCUAACAUGCCUCUCUUCGCUAACGCCGACCCAAACUUUGUAACGGCAGUGCUAACGAAGCUGAAGUUUGAGGUGUUCCAGCCCAAUGACUUCAUCAUUCGCGAGGGAACUGUCGGUCGUAAAAUGUAUUUCAUCCAGCACGGACGGGUCAGCGUACUAACUCGUGGCAACAAGGAGACCAAGCUCAGCGAUGGGUCAUACUUUGGAGAGAUCUGUCUGUUGACGCACGGCAGGAGGACAGCUAGUGUCCGAGCAGAUACAUACUGUAGACUUUACUCCCUCAGUGUGGACAGUUUCAAUGAGGUUCUGGAAGAGCAUCCCAUGAUGAGACGGGCUUUCGAGACGGUGGCGGCAGACAGACUCGAUCGCAUCGGUAAGAAGAACUCGAUUUUGUUGCGCAAGACCUCACAGGGAGGAUCUGUAGCAGGCAGCAGUUUGGGACGGGGUGGAGGGAGCCACGGAGGAGGAGCAGGAGGCGCCGGUCUGAGUUCUUGCGACAGUGUUCUGGUCCAGCAGAUCGUGAAGCACGAUAGCAUGCCUGCCAUGCAGGACAUCGCCGCUGGCACCCGAGGCAGCACGGGAGGCACGGUCUCACCCCGACCUCAUCCGGUGAUCUGGGCACCACUGGUCCAUGCUCCCCUCCAGACGGCCGCUGCCACCACCAACGUGGCCAUUGCCUUGAUGCAUCAGCAACAGCAGCAGCAACAGUUGGCUCAGCUC
Messenger RNA from Sinocyclocheilus anshuiensis, 1938 nucleotides. RefSeq names its product potassium/sodium hyperpolarization-activated cyclic nucleotide-gated channel 3-like. Gene Ontology annotation, biological process: glycolytic process; regulation of membrane depolarization; potassium ion transmembrane transport. Gene Ontology annotation, cellular component: HCN channel complex; axon; dendrite. The record is from RefSeq and is a predicted model, not a curated record. The transcript is spliced from 9 exons. The annotation marks the transcript as partial. NCBI's taxonomy places the organism in Eukaryota, Metazoa, Chordata, Actinopteri, Cypriniformes, Cyprinidae. Gene Ontology annotation, molecular function: voltage-gated potassium channel activity; potassium ion binding; magnesium ion binding.